AGAGUAACAAAGAUAAGUUUUCAAUGUCACUAAAUGUGUACAAAGGAUUUUUUUUUUUAAGUGCAUCUUUAUCCAGGUCUGAAUGGGUUAAUGAGCUUAUUGCUUCCUGCCUUGUACUUAACUCUGCGUGAACUGCAAAAAAAUGUACCUGCACAGGUGGAACAAGGUCAGUGGCUGAGAGGUGUUACCAAAUGUGAGACACGCACAACACCGGCUAAAAAGUUUGCAGAGGAGAUGGAGCCUAACUGAACAGUAACAGCUGUAGACAAGAACCAACACUAUAUGGGAUGACCAAUGUUCAAUAAAAAGCACAUUUUAUAUAUUUAUUACAAUUAUUCUAAGAUAAAUUCCUUGGAGAAGCCAUUUCGAAGGUCUUCAACAGAUGAGUAAAACAUGUGCUCUUUCUAAAAUGUGCUGAAAACCGAGAGAACGUUCAGAAUAAAGACAACGUUGGCAUAAUAUGAACAACAAAACCACAACUGACACCAUUUUGGCAAAGCCAAGCUACAGAGCAACCAUCCAUUACAUCCUGAUUGUUGCAAUUGCAGUAUUAACCCUGGGAAUUUUACUGAUAGUGGUUAUAUAUUUCAGAAAAAGGAAAAGAUUGGACCAGUUGCGGCACAAGCUAAUUCCAGUGUAUACUUACGACCCCAGUGAAGAUUAUGGAGAUGAUCUGGAUAGCACAGAUGAAGAGCUAAUGGAGCCUUUUAAUAAGGAUGAACAACAGUUUAAUGGUCGGCUGUUACUAAGAAACAGUAUUAGCGCCUGAUGAUGAAGAUGUGCUGCAGGGAGCCUGACUUCCAAAACCUGACUGUCAAAGAAGUGUAAAACAGCAGCAUGGCCAUGUCAUUGAGCCCUCAGCACACAAGCAUGUGGAUUUGGAUUUCAUUUUAAUCAUAACUGUACAACUUUUGUUGCAUUCACCUAUUUAUUCAUUUUCCAUACCAAUAAGUUAAGAAUUUGACCCAAAUGUGGCAGCAUUUUAGUCCCAGUAGUUAGAAAUACUGUACUUUUUUGUUGCUUGCAUUUCGCUAAUGCAUGUCCUUAAUUACAGCUUAAAGAAUGCACUUGGCUGCCUUUGUCCAUCCACCCUUUUCUGUUCUUCAAUCCAAUAAGUAAUUUUUAUAGCUACCAAUUAUGGCUGCUUUCAUUUCUUUCCAAUGAUGUGUUCAUAAUGCCUUAACAGAAAGUAAUUGUCCACACUUAUUCUAAAUGUGAUAAAUUAUAGAUCAGUUUAUCUGCUGAGCAGCUACAUCAACAUUUGUUAGGACUUUGCUGCCUCUGACCCACUCAUGACUUACACUUAACUUCUUCUCUAAUCCUCUUUGAAAGGUGGGCUGCUUAUGGGAAAGGAUUACUUGACAGGUUUAAAAAAGGUUAAAUUCAAUUUAUGGCAAUGCUUAUGGCUAGAACCAUCUUGGUGGUUCCAGAUGAUGAAAUGAUGAAAAAAGAGGAGCAGAGGUUGUUAAUUGACAAAAGAAAUUAAUUAACUAAUUAAUACAACAGAGCAAGAGAGGAUGUGAUAUGGAAAAUUUAUAGAAGUAUAGAAUAGUCCAAAUUAGGGUGAAUGACAAAAACAAAUAAUAGAACAUAAAUAAUAAAUUUCUACACCAGAGAGGAAGACCCGAAAGAAGAAACUUGCAUGACAAUUGUAGUAACCAGACUCAGAGCUCAAGCAGAAUGACCCAGCUUUUAUAGUUGAUUGACAGACUCCCAGAGUACUUCAGGUCCAGGGAUUGUCUUGUAUUUAACAUCAUAAUCGAAUUUAAAGGCCAUUUUCCUACCUUGGAGUGAGAGCUUCUGGGGCACGACCUACAGAAACAGUGCCUUCUGGGAUCCCUAACCCAAAACCAUCAACAGUCAGAGGGACACUUUAAGUCUACAUUUUUGGUUGUUGAUGGGUCCUUCUCUUGUUCUCUAUCUAUUUAAACACCCUUCCACCUUUAGUAAUCUGUUACAAAAAAUGAAAUGUUUUCAAAACUGUUCACUUUUUAGAUAAAUUAUGGACACAUAGCUAUGAAAUUUACAAAAAUAACACAUGUUAGGAUGGGUUUAGUUUCUACAAAAUGUUCACAUUAUAUAAUAGCAUGACAUUCUCAAAUCCACCAAUUCAGGGUCAGCUUCUAGGGCCUAAGUCCAUUCUAGCAGCACAGGUCUUAGGGCAAGAAACAACUCUUGACCACCUGUUUCAUAGUUUGAUUUAAUGUAGCUGUCAUUUUUGUUUUUAAAAAGCAAUGUGAACAAGAACUGAUAAGCUAUUUGAGCAAGUUGGCUGGUCCUCAAUAAAAACUUUCACUUAAAUUUCAA
This is a messenger RNA of Polypterus senegalus (gray bichir), 2307 nucleotides long. RefSeq names its product small integral membrane protein 29-like. The transcript has 5 exons. The record is from RefSeq and is a predicted model, not a curated record. NCBI's taxonomy places the organism in Eukaryota, Metazoa, Chordata, Cladistia, Polypteriformes, Polypteridae. The coding region runs from base 461 to 769 and encodes 102 amino acids.